AUGCCCAGAAUUUGUAAAGCAAGUACAACAGACGUUGUUGUUGAUCAACUGAAAGUGCUUGAACCCAAUUCACAACGCACUAGCCGAUUCAAACCCUCCAAAAGACAGACGCUGCACCGCAGAAGACAUACGAUCGAUGCCUGGAAUCACUUGAAUGGGCCUCUCACACCAUGCAGAAGACUCUCGUCAGACUGUUCCUCGUUGAAAAAGAAAGUACAGCCACCUCACAAGCGAAUCCUGGUAACUGGCGGUGCAGGAUACAUUGGCAGCCAUACAUGUUUGGAAUUGCUGAAUAAUGGAUACGAUAUUGUGGUGAUGGAUAAUAUGGUCAAUUCAAACAAAGAGGCAUUAUAUCGUGUGGAACAGCUGGCUGGUAGACCCAUCGUUUUUAUGAAGGGAGACGUUACACAUGAAUCAGAUCUAGAGGAUGUAUUCCAGCAGUAUCAGUUUUGGGCAGUGCUUCAUUUUGCUGCAAUCAAGGCUGUAGGUGAAUCGACUCGGAUCCCUUUAGAAUACUAUCAUAACAACCUGACUGGCACCUUAAAUCUACUACGAGCAAUGAAGCGACACAACAUAAAGAACCUGGUGUUUUCAUCCAGUGCCACAGUAUAUGGAGAGCCAGAAAUGAUGCCAGUAAACGAGACAGCCAGACUAGGACCAGUUACAAAUCCAUACGGGAAAACCAAAUUGUUUGCAGAAGAAAUACUACGAGAUCUUUAUGCAUCUGAUCCUGAAUGGAACGUCGUACUUUUAAGAUAUUUCAAUCCAGUGGGUGCUCAUGUAUCUGGUAUGAUUGGAGAACAUCCUCAUGGUGUACCAAAUAAUUUAUUGCCAUACGUAGUCAAAGUGCUACAAGGACAUUUGCCCUUUGUUCAUGUGUACGGCAAUGAUUACGAUACGGUGGACGGUACAGGCGUUAGAGACUACAUCCAUGUCUGUGACCUGGCUACCGGGCAUGUUGCAGCAUUGAAAAAAUUGGAGGAAAAGCCUGGAUGUAAAGCAUAUAAUUUAGGGACAGGUGCUGGAUAUUCUGUCUUGGAAAUUAUCCACGCUAUGGAAAGAGCUACACAUAAAAAGAUCCCUUACAAGAUUGAAGAGAGACGGCCUGGCGACGUUGGUACAUGUACAGCAGAUGCUUCACUAGCCAACAAAGAGCUUGGGUGGGUGCCUGCCUAUUCAAUGGAUGAUAUGUGUCAAGACAUGUGGAGAUGGACUCAACGCAAUCCUAAUGGUUAUGAUGGUGAGCUACUACUAUAA
Messenger RNA from Mucor velutinosus, 1257 nucleotides. RefSeq lists its product as uncharacterized. Gene Ontology annotation, cellular component: cytosol. The record is from RefSeq and is a predicted model, not a curated record. Gene Ontology annotation, biological process: beta-D-galactose catabolic process via UDP-galactose, Leloir pathway. Lineage: Eukaryota; Fungi; Mucoromycota; Mucoromycetes; Mucorales; Mucoraceae. Gene Ontology annotation, molecular function: UDP-glucose 4-epimerase activity. The transcript has 5 exons. The coding region runs from base 1 to 1257 and encodes 418 amino acids.